GGGACCGGCGGGGCUGAGCCGCGCCGGGGGAGGUUGAGGGGUUGCGGGAAGGCGGUAGGAGUAGCGGCGGGAGCCCGGCCCCGGAUUUCCAUGGUGCCGGGGGCCGUGUGGAUUACCCCGCCGUGAAGCGGGGAGCCGGCACCCCCGAGGAGGUCGGGAGGCACCGGAACUGCGAGGUUUGAACCAUGUGAGGGACAUUGCUGGGGCACAGGACACACGCGGAGAACACGAAGUUUGCCUUUCCCAGGAUGGAUCAGAGGAAGACCUGGCCUCGGGUACUGGACUCCGAUGGCUGGUCAGUGGCUUUGCUCUGUCUCUUCCUGGCAUCGCUCUCCAGAAAUGUGUCCAGCAAUGCCUUGUUCAGCACUUUCCACUCUGAGAACCGGGACUGGACGUUCAACCACCUGACUGUCCACCAAGGCACUGGAGCAGUCUACGUUGGAGCUAUCAACAGGGUUUACAAGCUUUCGGGUAACCUGACCAUUUUGGUGGCUCAUAAAACUGGUCCUGAGGAGGACAAUAAAUCCUGCUACCCACCCCUCAUCGUCCAGCCAUGCAGCGAGAUCCUUACUCUAACCAACAAUGUCAACAAGCUGCUGAUCAUUGACUACUCUGAGAACCGGCUGCUGGCUUGUGGCAGCCUCUACCAGGGGGUCUGCAAGCUGCUGCGCCUGGAUGACCUCUUCAUCUUGGUAGAACCCUCGCACAAAAAGGAGCACUACCUCUCCAGCGUCAACAAGACAGGCACGAUGUAUGGUGUGAUCGUGCGCUCGGAAGGUGAAGAUGGGAAGCUCUUCAUUGGCACGGCAGUGGAUGGGAAGCAGGAUUACUUCCCCACCCUCUCCAGCCGGAAACUUCCCCGCGACCCGGAGUCAUCAGCAAUGUUGGAUUAUGAGCUCCACAGUGACUUUGUCUCAUCCCUCAUCAAAAUCCCCUCAGAUACCUUGGCCCUUGUUUCGCACUUCGACAUCUUCUACAUCUAUGGUUUUGCCAGCGGCAACUUCGUCUAUUUUUUGACUGUCCAGCCAGAGACCCCAGAGGGUGUCUCCAUCAACUCUGCCAGUGAUCUCUUUUACACGUCUCGCAUCGUCCGUCUCUGCAAAGACGACCCCAAGUUCCACUCCUAUGUCUCUCUGCCCUUUGGCUGUGUCAAGGGGGACACAGAGUACCGCCUCCUGCAAGCAGCGUACCUCUCCAAGCCAGGAGAUGUGCUGGCCAAGUCCCUCAACAUCACGGCCCAGGAGGACGUCCUCUUUGCCAUUUUCUCCAAGGGACAGAAGCAGUACCAUCAGCCACCCGAUGACUCUGCGCUCUGUGCCUUCCCCAUUCGCACCAUCAACGCUCAGAUCAAGGAGCGCCUGCAGUCCUGCUACCAGGGGGAAGGCAACCUGGAGCUCAACUGGCUCCUGGGGAAAGACGUCCAGUGCACUAAAGCGCCAGUCCCCAUCGAUGACAAUUUCUGCGGGCUCGACAUCAACCAGCCCCUGGGAGGCUCGACACCGGUGGAUGGCGUGACGCUCUUCACCUCGAGCCGGGACCGGAUGACUUCUGUUGCUUCCUACGUCUACAACGGCUACAGCGUGGUGUUCGUGGGGACUAAGACUGGCAAGCUAAAGAAGAUCCGAGCAGAUGGUCCUCCCCAUGGUGGAAUUCAGUAUGAAAUGGUGACAGUUUUCAAGGACGGGAGCCCAGUCCUUCGAGACAUGGCCUUCUCCAUCGAUCAGAAGUAUCUGUAUGUCAUGUCGGAGCGACAGGUGUCCCGGGUGCCCGUGGAGUCCUGCGAGCAGUACACGACCUGCGGGGAGUGCCUGAGCUCGGGAGACCCCCACUGCGGCUGGUGCACGCUCCACCACGUGUGCUCCCCGAGGGACAGCUGCGAGCGAGCAGACGAGCCGUACCGAUUUGCAGGCAGCAUCAGCCAGUGCAUGAGCGUCACCGUGCAGCCCAGCAGCAUCUCCGUCUCCGAGCACAGCCUCCCGCUCAGCCUGCUGGUGAGCGAUGCUCCGGACCUGACGGCUGGAGUCACCUGCCUCUUCGGAAACCUGACGGAGGUGGAAGGGCAGGUUUCAGGCAGCCGGGUUGUGUGUGUCUCACCAGCAGCAAAAGAUGUUCCUGCCAUACCUGUGGAUCAGGACUGGUUCGGCGUGGUGCUGCAGCUGAAGUCGCGGGAGACGGGGAGGACGUUUGUCAGCACGGAGUUCAAGUUCUACAACUGCAGUGCCCACCAGCUGUGCCUGUCUUGUGUGAACAGUGCUUUCCGCUGCCACUGGUGCAAGUACCGGAACCUCUGCACCCACGACCCCACCACAUGCUCCUUUCAGGAGGGACGGAUCAACGUCUCUGAGGACUGUCCCCAGCUCUUCCCCACAGAGGAGAUCCUGAUCCCGGUGGGAGAGGUGAAACCCAUCACGCUGAAGGCGAGAAACCUGCCCCAGCCCCAGUCCGGCCAGCGUGGGUACGAGUGUGUCCUGAGCAUCCAGGGUGUGAUCCACCGCGUGCCCGCCCUGCGCUUCAACAGCUCCAGCGUCCAGUGCCAGAACAGCUCGUAUCUCUAUGAUGGGAUGGACAUCAGCAACUUAGCAGUGGACUUUGCUGUGGUUUGGAAUGGGAACUUUGUUAUUGACAACCCGGAGGAUCUGAAAGUGCACCUCUACAAGUGCGCAGCCCAGCGCGAGAGCUGCGGGCUCUGCCUGAAAGCCGACCCCAAGUUCGAAUGCGGCUGGUGCAGCGGCGAGGCCAAAUGCACGCUGCGGCCGCACUGCAGCUCGCCCUCCGCCCAGCCCUGGCUCGACUGGUCCAGCAGGAACGUCAAGUGCUCCAACCCUCGCAUCACCGAGAUCCUGACAGUCUCAGGUCCCCCAGAAGGAGGGACGAGGGUGACCAUCCGUGGCGUGAACCUGGGCCUGGAUUUCUCCGAGAUCGCCCACGGGGUGCAGGUUGCUGGGGUGCAGUGCUCACCCCUGCCCGAGCAGUACGUCGUCGCAGAACAGAUCGUCUGUGAAAUGGGGCAGGCGCUUCCAGGGAUCAGCUCCGGCCCAGUGCUCCUGUGCAUCGGAGAGUGCAAGCCGGAGUUCACGGCCAAGUCCACGCAGCAGUACAUGUUCGUGACUCCAGCGGUGAGUUUCCUGAAUCCCAGUCGCGGUCCAGAGUCAGGAGGGACGAUGGUGACCAUCUCUGGGCACUACCUGGGAGCCGGCAGCCGUGUGUCGGUGCUCCUGGGAAACCAGACCUGCGAAUUCUAUGGGCGGUCCAUGAACGAGAUCGUCUGCAUGUCUGCCCCGUCAGCCCACGGCCUGGGGGCUGUUCACGUCUCCGUCAGCGUCGACCGGGCUCAGCUGGAGCGGACCUUGCUGUUUGAGUACAUCGACGAUCCGAAGGUGCAGCACAUCGAACCCGAGUGGAGCAUCGCCAGCGGAUACACGCCUCUGACCAUCACCGGCUCCAACCUGGACGUGAUCCAGGAGCCGAGGAUCCGCGUCAAGUACAACGGCAAGGAGUUCGUCAACGUCUGCAAGGUGGUGAACGCCACGGCGCUGGCCUGCCUCGCACCCCCCCUCACCCCCGAGUACCGGCCUGGCCUGGACGCCGUCGAGCGGCCAGACGAGUUUGGGUUUAUCUUUAACAACGUGCAGUCCCUCUUGGUCUACAACGACACCAAGUUCAUAUACUACCCCAACCCGACGUUUGAACUCCUGAGCCCGACUGGGGUGCUGGAGCAGAAGCCGGGGUCACCCAUCAUCCUGAAGGGCAGAAACCUGUGCCCACCCGCUCCUGGAGGAGCAAAGCUCAACUACACCGUGCUGAUCGGAGAAACACCCUGCGCUGUCACCAUCUCUGAGACCCAGCUGCUGUGUGAGCCACCAAAUCUCACCGGACAGCACAAAGUGAUGGUGCGUGUUGGUGGUAUCAUCUUCUCCCCUGGUUCGGUGAGCAUCAUCUCAGACAGCCUCCUGACCCUGCCGGCCAUCGUCAGCAUCGCCGCCGGAGGCAGCCUGCUCCUUAUCAUCGUCAUCAUCGUCCUCAUCGCCUACAAGCGCAAAUCCCGAGAGAACGACCUGACUCUCAAGAGGCUGCAGAUGCAGAUGGACAAUCUGGAGUCCCGGGUGGCCCUGGAGUGCAAGGAGGCUUUUGCAGAGCUGCAGACAGACAUAAAUGAAUUAACCAGCGACCUGGAUCGCUCCGGGAUCCCGUACCUCGACUAUCGGACGUAUGCCAUGAGGGUCCUUUUCCCCGGCAUCGAGGACCAUCCUGUCUUGCGGGAGCUGGAGGUCCAAGGGAACGGGCAGCAGAGCGUGGAGAAGGCCUUGAAGCUCUUUGCUCAGUUGAUCAACAACAAAGUCUUCCUGCUGACCUUCAUCCGAACGCUGGAGCUGCAGCGCAGCUUCUCCAUGCGCGAUCGCGGCAACGUGGCCUCGCUCAUCAUGACGGGUCUGCAGGGCAAGCUGGAGUACGCCACUGACGUGCUGAAGCAGCUGCUCUCCGACCUCAUCGAGAAGAACCUGGAAAACAAGAACCACCCCAAACUGCUCCUGCGCAGGACCGAGUCGGUGGCCGAGAAGAUGCUGACUAACUGGUUUGCCUUCCUCCUCCACAAGUUCCUCAAGGAAUGUGCUGGAGAGCCGCUCUUCAUGCUCUACUGUGCCAUCAAGCAACAGAUGGAGAAAGGUCCAAUUGAUGCCAUCACAGGAGAAGCCCGUUACUCCCUCAGUGAGGACAAGCUGAUCCGACAGCAAAUUGAGUACAAGACUCUGAUCCUAAACUGUGUGAACCCGGAUAAUGAGAACAGUCCAGAGAUCCCCGUGAAGGUGCUGAACUGUGAUACCAUCACUCAAGUCAAAGAGAAGAUCCUCGAUGCAGUAUACAAAAACGUCCCAUAUUCUCAAAGACCAAGAGCUGUUGACAUGGACUUGGAGUGGCGGCAGGGCCGGAUAGCUCGUGUGGUCCUGCAAGAUGAAGACAUCACCACCAAGAUUGAAGGAGAUUGGAAGCGCUUGAACACCUUGAUGCAUUAUCAGGUAUCAGACCGCUCAGUUGUGGCUCUCGUUCCCAAACAGACCUCUUCCUACAAUAUUCCUGCCUCUGCCAGUAUAUCCCGGACAUCUAUUAGUAGAUACGACUCCACCUUCCGCUACACCGGCAGCCCCGACAGCCUGCGCUCCCGGGCCCCCAUGAUCACCCCCGACCUGGAGAGCGGAGUCAAGGUCUGGCACUUGGUCAAAAACCAUGACCAUGGAGACCAGAAGGAAGGAGACCGGGGCAGUAAGAUGGUGUCUGAGAUCUACCUGACGAGGCUAUUAGCUACAAAGGGUACGCUGCAGAAAUUUGUGGACGACUUGUUUGAGACGCUGUUCAGCACCGUGCACCGCGGCAGCGCGCUCCCACUGGCCAUCAAGUAUAUGUUCGAUUUCUUGGAUGAGCAGGCAGAUAAGCACGGCAUCCAUGACACAGAUGUGAGGCACACAUGGAAGAGCAAUUGCCUCCCUCUCCGAUUCUGGGUGAACGUAAUCAAAAACCCCCAGUUCGUGUUUGAUAUCCACAAAGGCAGCAUCACGGACGCCUGCCUCUCUGUUGUGGCUCAGACCUUCAUGGAUUCCUGCUCCACCUCGGAGCACCGCCUGGGCAAGGAUUCCCCCUCCAACAAGCUGCUGUAUGCCAAGGACAUCCCCAGCUACAAGAGCUGGGUGGAGAGGUAUUACGCAGACAUCGCCAAGCUCCCCGCCAUCAGCGACCAGGACAUGAACGCCUACCUCGCCGAGCAGUCGCGCCUGCACUCCGUCGAGUUCAACAUGCUGAGCGCGCUCAACGAGAUCUACUCCUACGUCAGCAAGUACAGCGAGGAGCUCAUUGGGGCUUUGGAGCAGGAUGAACAGGCACGUAGGCAGCGUCUGGCAUACAAAGUAGAGCAACUUAUUGGUGCCAUGUCUAUUGAGAGCUGAAGAAAGGUUGCGGUGCUCACGGACGGCAAAGGGCAGAGGAUUGCACGGACUCUCGGGAAUUAAGAGGGAGAACAAGCAAGAAAGGCACUGGACACAUAUAAAUACCAAGGCUCUUCUCGGGGGAGCAGAGACUGGCCCAAGGACUGACUGUGUUCAAAAUCGUAUAGGAUCUGGUUUGAAAAGGCAGGAAGAGAAAAAGAGAAAGCAUCUCAAUCAAAGUCAAAUCAAGAUGGAUCAUUUUUUCGAGCAUACAUAGAAAGAAGGAACCUGGAAAGUCUGGAUGUCUCCAUGACUGCUGCUUUGCAUGAAAAUUGUUUGAUGUAUAUUAGAAAAUAAAACUUUAUUUAAAGGGUUUUUUUAAAAAAAAAGGAAAAAAAAAAAGGAAAAAAAAAAAAAGAAAUAGAGCAAAAACCACAGAGGCCACAGAGAUAAUCCUGGCAACAAGGUUCAGCUCUGAAUCCUGUCCUCAAGAGACUCCUGAGGACGCGGCUCAAGCAUUCUGCGAACGGACUCUUACACCAAUUGGAAAGUUUGGAAAACCGAAAUUUUCUUCUUUUUGGGAUCUUAUAAAGAAUAUGAGCACAAGUUUGCACCACACCUUUUUACACAAGUAAAAUAGCAGUUUAGCCAGAAAAUAGUUCAGUGGCUGAGUAACUUAUAGGCACUAGAAGGAACUUUACCUGAAUUGCAAAACCAUCAGAUCAUCCGACCUGUCUUGAAAUCCAGCUUUAUCUAUGUAUUUAUAUAGUGUCAAUAUAUCUAUAUUUUUUUUAAAUCCCAUUUACUGUUGAACAAGGAAAGAUCUGGUUUUAAAUGCUUUCCCCUUUUCCACCCCCAUUCCGCCUCGCCGGACGCCGGUGCCGCUGCGGUGAUCCGGCAGCACCCCGCGCGGCGGUGUGGCCGCGGUGGUGCCCGGCCGCCGUCGGCGCGUUGCCGGUUUCUGCAGGUACAAUUUGCGCAGAAGCGACCGGCUGCCCUCUCCCCAUCGGGCAGAGCUGGGGUGAAGCCUCCUUGGUUGCGUUUUGGUGGUAGUUUCUGGCAGCCGCCUCUGAUUUCUUGCAGUAAAAACCAACAAACCCCCAAUGUUUACAGUGAGCGAUACUUGAAAAGACUCGACGUAGCGAGAUGAGAUAUUUAUUGCUUUUCUGUUUGGCUUGCAGAGUUGAUCAGCACAGGAUCCCUUUGAGUUUCUCUGCCAGCAUUCGUGGUGUUGCCCGGGGUCAGGCGCAGGACUUGUAUUUCCACUGGGGAGGGGAAAGAAAUCUUUGCUCUAGGCAAGGGAAGACCUUAACCAGCACUCCACAGGCCAGCUAGCGCUGUCGUCUUGUCUCUGUCUCGGCGUCUCGUUGUGAUAUUUGGUUCCUUGCUGGCCCCGACAGGCACAUGUUCUUGUGGCCAGUGACAGGCAAAUGUUUGUGAGUGUUAUUUCUUUCAAAGACACCAAAGCUUAUGUGUGUCCCUUUGUAGAGUGCCAGGAGGGGAAGGAAUGCUGUAAAUAUUUCUCUCUGUAAUAAAUAUUGAUAUUUGUGCAGGCUGCAGUGGGGAGGACAGGGUGGUUAGGUCUAAUGGAAAUACAAGUAUUGACUGCAUGAGCUUGGCAGUGGCAGCAAAAUAGCUCCCAGCUUCUGCUCAGCCCUGCCCGGGCAGUGCCAUGCCGGCCUGGGACCUUAGUUUGCAGCUGGUGUGUGUCGAAGGAAAAUCCAUUUUCAUAUCCAUCCCCUUCCUCCACCGUUCCUGCCCAGAGGAGCCCGGGAGGGUCACCGCGGGCUCCCCGUGCACCGGGAGAGCUGCUGGCUUUUGGUCUCAAGACACAGUUCUAAGGGGAGCCAGCAACAGGGGAGGGGAGAAGCAUGUAGAGAAAUACUCAGGAAACUUGUUGUUUUAAUGACCGUUCAGUAAAAGCCAUGCCGAGUCCGCUUUCUUUUGGUAAUCCACUUUUGUGAGUUUCACUGGGCCCUAUUAAUACUCUGGAAGAAAAUACUAAUGAUAAUGAUCAACAUUGUGCAAUAAGUUCUUGACAUUUACAACAGCCUGAGCCUUUUAACUGGAGGGCUUGGAUUUACUGAGACAUGGAGAGAGCUGGCAGAAACAGAGAAACUGAAAGCAGAGCAGGAUUCGUACUGCCUGUUGUCGGGAGAGUUCCCUUCCCAGGGAUCCUUCUCCUGUGCAGUGAAUCUAAUUUCACAGACAGAAAAUGUGCAAAUGUCCGCGUUGUCCUAUUAAAGUCUGGCAUCCCGGAGCCCAGCGCCGCGGACGUGGUGAAUGAGCCGUCAUUGUGGCAGCCGCCAGCCUGCCCUGCUCUUUGCUGCUGGUCUUACAGGGGAUUGCAGAGUGUCAGGUUUUGAAAUCCUCCAGGGCUCAUUUUUUACGGGUUUCUGUUACUGCUUUUCACAGUGAUCCGGCAUGAAGCUUAUGUGGGUGAUUUCCAGAUCUAUAUUCUAGUUGUGGUCAUUGUUUUGGGUAUUCAGAUCGUUCACCAAAUUCUUAUGGUACUCUGAAACCCAAAGAAAGCAUUCCAAAUGGCUUCGAGAUGGUUUCCAAACACUUCUAAAUAUUAGUCUGAAUAGUUAUGUCUGCAGGAUUCACAAAAUAUGAGUGCUGCCCAAAGCAAAGACCUGGCUUUUCAUCACCUGGGUGCUGGUGAAUGUGUGCUUGCCCUACAGCCCGCGUCAGGCCCUCGUGGUCCUCUUUUCUUCACAUCUAUUGGAGAGGCUUUUGCGUAGCUGCUUUUAAGCCUACUUUCCUCCUCCUGCUCUCUACCUUCUGGCCAGGAGCAUCCCAUAAACAAACAUUUUGUCACUCCCCCCUCCCCAGUAUUUUCUCAGCAAAGACGGAGGUCCCCAAGCAUCCCCUGGGUACCCUGGCAAGGGGUUUGCCGAGCAGUGCUGAGGGUGGGUGCUGCAGCGACCCAGCCGCGAUGCCAGCGAUGCCGGUGACCAGUCUCUUCCACGUCUUGGCUGCUUGGCUGGUUUGCCCUUUAACAGCCUCUCCCCCUUCCCCUGGCAGGAGCCUGGGAAAGGGCCCGUAAACUGGGAUUAUCCUGGAAGAUAAAGAUGAGGGGG
This is a messenger RNA of Aquila chrysaetos chrysaetos, 8998 nucleotides long. RefSeq names its product plexin A2 (gene PLXNA2). Gene Ontology annotation, biological process: regulation of cell migration; semaphorin-plexin signaling pathway involved in axon guidance; regulation of cell shape. NCBI's taxonomy places the organism in Eukaryota, Metazoa, Chordata, Aves, Accipitriformes, Accipitridae. The transcript has 32 exons. Gene Ontology annotation, molecular function: protein binding; semaphorin receptor activity. The coding region runs from base 249 to 5936 and encodes 1895 amino acids. Gene Ontology annotation, cellular component: semaphorin receptor complex. The record is from RefSeq and is a predicted model, not a curated record.